Messenger RNA from Phymastichus coffea, 5244 nucleotides. RefSeq lists its product as uncharacterized. The coding region runs from base 1 to 5244 and encodes 1747 amino acids. The transcript has 2 exons. Gene Ontology annotation, biological process: DNA integration. Gene Ontology annotation, molecular function: nucleic acid binding. Lineage: Eukaryota; Metazoa; Arthropoda; Insecta; Hymenoptera; Eulophidae. The record is from RefSeq and is a predicted model, not a curated record.
AUGGCACCGAGGAAACGCCAAGCGGCAGCAGCAACACGGAGCAACCAACAAAAAAGACGGCGCCGCGCUGAGAUUAUCGAAGAAAAUCUCAAUCAAGUCAUCGAGGCCGUCGUGAUACCAGAACCAGAACCAGAAGCUACCCCUGCCCGCAGAGUUACACGACAAAGGCAGCGAGAACCAAGAACACCGAGAUUUCAACAACAGCAGCAGCGGCAAGAUGCUGCACUACCCAGUGAAAGACGACGUCCAAAUCCUGUUUACCCACUAGAGGCAGAGGUAAACAUCAUCGAACCAACUCCGGCUACAUCAACUCCUCGAAGGCAGCAACACCCCCAAGACAUCAACGUCAACAGCACCGGCGGAUCGAACAACUACAAUGCAGGUACCACGCUGAACAAUGCGUCAAUUACACGUGAGACUCCCGUAGAAAAUGCGAUGCUUCUUUUGUCCGAAACUUUAAUCGAAACGAUGAAUGUGAUUCGCGAAGGCGCGUCGAUCAGGAAUUUUUUGCGUACGUCGGAGCAACACGAAGUUGACAGGAAAUUACCCGAGUUCUCAGGCAGACCAUUGCAGUGGCUGCAUUUUUAUAAAACCUACGAGGAAACGGCAGACUUGUUUAGCGCUCGUCGCAACAUAUCGCGUUUAGAAAAGGCAUUGUCGGGAGAGGCUAGAAAACUUGUAAAGACACUGCUGUCUAUCACCGAUAGCCCAACCGUAGUUGUCGACGAGCUAAAGAAACACUUCGGGAAUAAAUUUUUAAUCGCGAAAGACAUUGUAAAAGAUCUUCACUCGUUACCAUGCCUGAAAUCCGGAAAAAGCAAUUUAUCAGUGUUUGCGACUCAAUUAAAAAGCGGCGUCGAGGCCCUUCAGGCGUUAAAUAUGAGUGAAUAUUUAAGUAGCAUCGAUCUACUAAUGAGCGUUGUGAAUAAAAUUCCCGAGGACAUGAAGUCUACAUACUAUCGAUACGUGGACAGUGCAAUGAAUUUGCCUGCUGAUGCGUCGUUACUACAGAAAUUAACAAUGUUUUUAUCAAAAGAAUCGGAUAUGGCCAUGCGUGCGGGAAUUUUUGACAUUGAAAUGGCAUCUUCGAAAAGCGGGAAUGAAAGCGGUGCGAGAAAACAUGCGAAAACUACGCGAUCCGGGGUAGUAUGCACAACAAUCAAUGGUGCUGUUGAAAGCAGCAACGACAAAAUACAGUGCAGAUGUCAGUUUUGUGAUCGUAGCAACCAUGACAUAAGCGCUUGUGAAAAAUUUCAAAAAGAAACCAGCAAUCGCCGCUGGUCCUUUAUCAAGCGUAUGAAGCUCUGCUUUAAGUGUUUGGGUACAGGUCACCGGCGUGAGCAAUGUCAAUCGAGAAUUAUAUGUGAUAUCUGUCAAAAGAAUCACCACACUCGUUUACACACCUUUAGGAACGAUAAAAAUCGAAACUAUUCGGACGAUAAGAAAGGUCGCGAUAAUGAGCGAAAGGAACAUCCGAGUAGUCGCCAGGGACGCGACAAACUUAGAGAUCACACGCAAGUUCCUCGCUUGGAACUACCGCGGCAAUCUUUGUCUAUAGAAGUCGUACAGCGCGUAAAGAGAAUACUUGACAUCGAACUUCAUCCGUUUGAGAAUGUUAGAUUGGGCAUUAUCAUAGGACAAAACAACUGGCCGCUAAUCGAGUGCGACGAAGUAUUACGGGUCGAGAACACCGGAUUCGUGAUUUCUCACACGCAUUUAGGUUGGUCGCUACACGGUUACAUCGAGGAAAAAUCACUAAGAAGCGAUGUACUAGUGCAUUUUUCUUGUUUUACGAAAAAUGAUGUGAAACUCUGUGAUCAAGAACGGUUAUUUGAACUAGACAAUAUAGUACAUAGGUAUUUAGAAUAUGAAAGUCUCGGUAUAGAACAAGCGAAACCAUCUCAAGAUAAAAAUGAGCGAGCCAUAGCGAUCUUAGAAGCGACGACUAGGAAAACGGGAAGCGAAUGGGAAACGGGCUUAUUAUGGAAAGAGGGACUGAUGCCGGAAUUAAAUAGCAGAGCAACUGCACUGCGUCGUCUUUAUUCGUUAGAGCGCAAAUUAGAUAAUAACCCGUCUUUCGCCACGCGCUAUUACAAAGAAAUGGAGAGGUUAAUUGAGAACGGCUACGUCGAAAAGGUCAAAGAGAACGUGAGGCGACCGCGAGUAUGGUUUGUGCCGCAUUUUGGGGUUGAGAACCCAAACAAACCCGAUAAAGUACGCUUAAUAUUUGACGCAGCCGCGCGAACUGGGGGGGUAUCCAUGAACGACUUACUCGAGACUGGCCCCGGUCUACUCGAAUCGUUGGUCGGCGUCUUGCUUAGGUUUCGUCAACACGCGAUCGCUGUAAAAGCAGAUAUAAAGGACAUGUAUCUGCGGAUCAAGUUGAUAGAGCGUGAUCGAGGGGCACAGCGUUUUUUAUGGCGAGGGGCAAACCGUAGUUGUGAGCCAAGUGUUUGGGAAAAUGUAAGCUUGAUUUUCGGUUCAAAAUCGUCACCGUGCAGCGCAAUCUAUGUCAAAAACAAAAACGCCGAACGUUUCGCUCUCGAAAAACCCGAAGCCGUGCGCAGCAUAAUAAAGAACAGCUAUAUGGAUGACUAUCUCGCAUCGGGGAAGUCAGCCGAAGAAAUGCGAGAACGUGUCCGCAACGUAAUUGCCAUCAACCGCGAAGCAAACUUUAAUAUGCACGGUUGGGCGUCCAACGAUCCGAACGUCAUCAACGACGUACACGACGAUUACAAAAGCAAACUUGCCCGAACAAACUUAUGCAACAACGACGAACGCGUAUUAGGUCUUUACUGGGAUCGGAUGGAAGAUACAUUUAGCUUUAAUGUAGGCCUUGAGAAAAUUCGUGCAGAACUAUUAAGAGGUGAUGCUAUACCAACCAAACGGGAAGUCAGCAGUAUAGUGAUGUCAGUGUAUGAUCCUUUGGGAAUAAUAUCACCAUUCACCAUUCAAGCCAAGUUGAUCCUGCAAGAUGUUUGGCGUAGUGCCGUCGGUUGGGAUGAGCGCAUUCGUGACGACGAGUUCGAGUUUUGGCUCAUAUGGUUAAGAAACCUUCCGCGAAUGCAAGUCUGUAAAAUAUCGCGUUAUUUGAGAUUCAGAAAAAUCGACGCGCAAACACAACUACACACCUUCACCGACGCAAGCACGAAAGCUUAUGCGACAGUCGCGUAUCUUAGGAUAGAAACAAAUAAUGGGGAUGUUCAAUUAUCACUCGUGAUGGCAAAGGCACGAGUCGCACCAAAGAAGCCCAUGACAAUCCCGCGGUUAGAAUUACAGGCGGCUCUGUUAGGCACAAAGAUCGCGGCCACCAUAGAACAAGAGUUAGACAUUAAAAUAGGGAAGCGAGUUUUUUGGUCCGACUCUUCGACAGUGUUACACUGGAUUCGUGGGGAGCCGCGAGAAAAGCAGGUAUUUGUGGCCAAUAGGUUGGGCCAAAUAGGCGAGUUGAGCAAAGUCUCAGAAUGGCGUUGGGUCCCAACGAAAUUGAACCCCGCAGACGACGCAACAAGACAAUCAAACAAGCCAAUGCUUUCGGAGGAUCGUUGGUUUAUCGGCCCCGAAUUCUUGCGCGAGCGGCCUGAAUCAUGGCCAAAAGAGAAAGCCUUGCAAGCGUGUAAAAAACAAAAAAUAGACGAACAAGAAUCGCGCAAAGCAUAUAUAGGUGCGACUUUCAUUACCGAACCUACUAAAUGGGAAGUUCCGCUCGAACUAAGGAUAUUAGGCUGGUCGAGAAUAGUAAGAACAAUGCAGAGUGUAAGAAAGUUCUUCUUUAUCUGGAAACAAAAAUCUCGCGAGAAACGCGUUCAGACAAAUAGACGUAGUAAAACUAGAACGCACAACUCGUCACCACAAAACGCAAACGAAUCGACAAAAAAUGGUUUAGAGGCAAUAUUCGAAGCUGAAAAAACGUGGUUUCGUUUAAUUCAGUCUGCACACUUUCCACGAGAACUUGAGACACUUCAGAAAGGGAAAGAGUUACAUCGAGGUAGUAAAUUAAUAAACAUACAGCCUUACAUUGACAAGCACGGUUUGCUACGCGCGAGAGGUCGGGUCUCAAAAUUCUGUUCCACGCACUUUCAAAAUCAACCAAUAAUCUUAGACGCUAAGCAUUAUGCCACGAAACUUUUAAUAGCCGAAUUCCAUCGUAAGUUCGAUCAUGCGAACAACGAAAACGUCAUCAACGAACUGCGCCAACAAUUCUAUAUUGUUGGUUUGCGCACGAGACUACGAUGGCUCGCAAAAAAUUGCGUCACGUGCCGUUUACGCCGAGCGAAACCUAUGAACCCUCCGAUGGCCGACUUACCUACUUGUCGUUUAGCCAGUGGUCUUAGGCCCUUUACUCACUGUGGAAUCGACUAUUUCGGUCCCAUGGAGGUGAAAAUUGGGCGUCGCCGCGAGAAGAGGUGGGGUGUGCUCUUUACAUGUAUGACGACGCGAGCAAUACAUGUAGAAAUAGCACAUACUUUGAACGCGAGCUCAACUAUCAUGGCUAUUCAGAGAUUGGGGGGCAGGAGGGGGUGCCCGCGGGAAAUCUAUAGCGAUAAUGGCACCAAUUUCGUAAGGGCAAAUAAAGAAUUAGCGGAGGAAAUUAAAAGCUUAGACAUACGGAAGCAAAAACAGUUUGCGGAAUCGCGCCGAAUUAAAUGGCACUUCAAUCCGCCUGAUGCUCCUCACAUGGGGGGAGCGUGGGAACGCCUCAUUAGAUCGGUAAAAGUUGCCCUAAAACACGCGCUUAACGAGCACGCGCCGUCGGAAGAAGUACUCGUGACUCUCCUCAUAGAAAUAGAGCAUAUGGUUAACUCGCGUCCUAUGACACAUGUGUCAGUAGACCCGCAGGAUGAGGAGGCGCUAACGCCUAAUCAUUUUCUUUUCGGCUCGUCAUCCGGACACGUGCAAAUAGACAGAUAUGAAGCAGAAACUUUAAAUCCGCGUAAAACCUACGAAAUCGCGCAACAUCUCGCGAACGGUUUUUGGAAAAGAUGGCUGCGCGAGUAUCUGCCCACUUUACUUCCGCGCCAAAAAUGGAAUACUUCAGUUCCAGCGUUAAAAGUUGGCGACAUUGUCUUGAUCACAGACUAUCAAGCGCCGCGAAACACUUGGAAAAAAGGAAAGGUUGUGGAAAUCUACCGAAACACCUCCGAUCAAGUAGUUAGAAUCGUAAAAGUGCGCGCCGGAAAGAAAGAUUUCGUUCGACCUGUCAACAAAUUAGUAAAAAUAUUUAGUCCUUUACAGGGAGUCUAA